Cygnus olor (mute swan) is the source of this 1368-nucleotide messenger RNA. Its product is annotated as RIMS-binding protein 3-like. The transcript is spliced from 2 exons. The record is from RefSeq and is a predicted model, not a curated record. NCBI's taxonomy places the organism in Eukaryota, Metazoa, Chordata, Aves, Anseriformes, Anatidae. The coding region runs from base 375 to 1358 and encodes 327 amino acids.
GCACGCACCCAUGGCCAGUAGCAGACGCUGUCUCCACCCCUGUGCGACUGGGACGGAAGGCAGCAGACGCUACAGGGUCAGGGGCUGCCGCCCCUCGCAGACCCAGCGAAGGUGACCGUCAGUGGCCAACGGCCACAGCAGUCACAGCACAACAAACUCUCUUCUCGUACCCGUGGCCAUGGUGCGGGACGUUGCAGGCCGGGGACUGACGGGGCCCAGCCGCCCCGCGCCCCGACGGGGCCCAGCGCAGCUCCCUGGCAAACCUGCGCAGCAGGAGGCGCCAGCAGGAGCUGCAGGCACUGCGGGCCAAACUGGAUGGCGAGCGGCUCCACAACCAGGAGCUGCAGCGCCACUUCGCCGCUAAGAUUUCCAAGAUGAAGGAGGCGGCGGAGAGGGAGCGGCAGCUGAUGGUCCAGCAGCUGCAGUGUGAGUGGGAGAAGCAGCAGGCCCUCGACAAACAGCGGCUGCGGGAGCAGCAGCGGCAGCAGCGCGCAGCGGAGACCCGGCUGCUGCUGCGUUGGGAGGAGGCCGAGCUGCAGGCGGCGCAGGAGCUGCUGCAGCAGGAGCGCGACGCUGCCCUGCACCAAGCACGGGAGCUGCAGCGGCAGCUGGCCGACGAGCUGCGAAGGCCCUGCAGGAGCAACAGGGCGGCCCACGCCAAGCUCCAGGAUGUCCUCGAGGAGCUGCGCUGGGAGACGCACGGGGACCAGCCCGCCCGCAUCCGCUACCUCCAGCGUGAGCUGGAGCUGGAGAAGAAGUUGUUCAUCAACUACAUCGUGGCGGGCUUCGAGGGAGAGCAAGAGGACAGCCAGGGGACGAAGGGCCGAGAAGACAGAGAAGGGCCCUGGGGCAAGGCGGAGCCAAAGAAACCAACACAGGCUCCGUCCUCCCAGAACACACCUCAGCAGGGAGCCAAGGAAAGCUGCAGCACAGAGCAGGGCAGCAGCCGCCACCCUGUGAAGGACGCUCACGUCCAGGUGCCAGAGCCUUCCGACGAAGACCUGGUGCUGCCUGGCAGCACGUGCCCAUGGAUGAUGGAGCAGCACACCCGCCUCCAGCGAGCCCUGAGCGACCUGAAGAGGCUACGCCAGGUCCUGGAGGCAAAGAAAUGCCUCCUGGGAGAGGGAAGCACCAAGGAACCAUGCCAGGAGGUACAGAAGCUCCAGGAAGCCAAAGAAAAACUGGUGGUGCUUACCGAGCGGCUGGAGGAGAAAUGCAGAUCCCUGCAGGAGACCAUCCGCCAGGCCAGCAAGACUCCAGGCCUCUGCCCAGCCAGAGCUCCGCCGAGGCGCCGCCGCCUUGCGAGAGUGCCCCCAGCCCAAGCGAGGAGGUGCUGGUUGCCCAGCUCACGCAGCUGAGCAAGGAGAA